Messenger RNA from Drosophila virilis, 8717 nucleotides. NCBI's taxonomy places the organism in Eukaryota, Metazoa, Arthropoda, Insecta, Diptera, Drosophilidae. The record is from RefSeq and is a predicted model, not a curated record.
CUAGAAUGCAACGCCGUAAGCGCAAGCUGGCAGCACUGUGUGCAAAAAAUACAUACGAUUUAAACUAAUGGAACAAUUACGUAUUACGUGAAAAGAACGCACCAAAAGUAAUAAUAAAGUUAAUAUUAAACAAGAUAGUGUUAUAAACGCCAACAAUAUUGAGCGUGUGUGUGUGCUAUAUUCAAAUAAUCCAAGAGGAAAAGUGAUUCAAACGAGUUUCAGCACCUUGGAUUUCGAUUACAUUUUUCAUCUAUACACUUGCAAAAGCGACCAGAGCAGCAGCAGCAGCAGCAGCAGCCGCAGCACGACAUUAGAGAGACAGAGAGCGCUAACAAGCGAGAACGUAGGAGAGCCGAAGCCAGACAGAAAGACAGACGGGCAGCCAGCGCAACACAGCCAACAACAGCGGCCCAAAACGCGUUGAAUAGCGACGGCAGGGGAAAGAAAUCUGAUUUGGCCAAAACGAAAAAGAACAAACAAAUUAUAAAUCGUAUACGCCACCGCGCUCUUCAUUAAAGAAAGACACACACAAACGUGUCUUACCCAAAAAACAUUUGGUUAUAUUUUUUUUUUGCAAACGGCUGAGUAAGCGUAGAAGAGUGCAAAAAACGUACAAAAGAAAGAAAAAAAGGAGCCAAGGAGCAACGAACUGUGUGUGCGGUGUAUGCUCUGAGUGUAAAAGGUCGUUUUACAGCUCACACAAGAAGACUGAGAACAAACACAGCAAAAACACACAAGUAAAGAAAAUCUAGCAACAACAAACAGAACGCAAGGCGCCAAGGAGGCACCUAGAAGAGAUCUCGACCUCCUCGACAUUUGCACGUCCCAACAAAACAAUUCGAAAAUCCGCAUAUAACUGCAACAGAAACCGCAUCGAGCGAGCGAUUAGCUUGGAGCGCGGCGGCAGUAGGCGGCAAAGGAAGCUAACGCUAAUGAGGAUCUAUUGGCAGCAUGAGUACACUGGGGGGAAGUAGGGGAGAGCGAAAUGCCAAGCCCAAAUUCACAGCGUUGGAUAUAAAUCGCAUGUACAAGAAUAGCCGUGGCGAAUCGAGUGAACCGUCAGCCCAAAAGAAUCAAGUGCCGCGUAAACAUGGAAUGCAAAUCUUGGGCAAAGUGCCUUCCGCUAGGCGACCACCAGCCAAUCUGCCAUCCCUGAAGGCUGAGACGAACAGCAGCAGCAGCAGUAGCAGCAACAGUGCAACGCCCUUAAGCAACAACAACAACAGCACCAAUAACAAUCUUCUUGCAUCUGUCGAAGGCAACAACAGCAGCAGCAGCGGCGGCGGCAUCGGCAGCUCUAGCGCAGGAGGUGCGGGCGGAACAGGUACAGGUGCAACUGGAUCAACUGGCGCAGGUGCAAACAGCAGCAGCAGCCACAACAACAUCGCCACUGGACACAGCAGCGGCGGCAGCGCAGCAGGAGUAUCAGCUCUUGGACACCAACACAACAGCGCUAAUAAAUACAAUAGCAGCAACAGCAGCAGCAGCAGCAGCAAUAACAACAACAGUACCAGCAACAAUAACAGCCACAGCAACAGCAACAACAAUAAGAACUUGAAAUUAAUUAAUAACUCGGCAACAAGCGGAGGUGCUUUAGCCAGCGGCGGCGGCGGAGGAGCAGGAUCAGGUGGUGUUGCUGCAAGCGGCAGCGGCGGCCACUCAAAUAAUUCACCCAAGACAUGGUCAGCAAUAACGACAGGACACGAACGUGCAGGCGGCACCGGUGGCCAUGGCCACUAUGGCAACCGCCAGACGCACCAGCAGCAACAGCAACAGCAGGUGGUGCCGCACUAUCAAAGUCCGCAAUUUCAAUACGAGUUCCCAACACUAAUGGGCGGCGGCGGCGCUGCAUCCUCUGGUGGUCACGCGGGCGCAGCCGGUGGCGGUGGCAAAUCCAAGGAUCAGCAGGCACAUUACCAGGGCCAGCAACAGCAUGCGCAUCAUCACCAGAAUCAUCAUUAUCAGCAGCAGCAGCAGCAGCAACAGCAGCGCGAUUAUCGCGAUCAUCAUGGCCAUCAUGGGCGUCAGUAUGGCGGACACGGACACCAUUCGCAUCGCGGCGGCGGCGCCAAUGCGGAUCCCGGCAGCUACAGAGAUGGCAGCGACGACGUCGGCGGUGGCAGCGAACUCAGCGAGAUGAGUCUGCGGCCCCAAACCGAUCCGGCCGCUUGGCUGCAGCAACAGGAAAAGGCCGCCAAGGAGUUGGCAUUGAACCAACAGGGCCAGGGCCACCAGAUACCGGCCAACGGCAGCGGUGCGGGCGCAGGACCGGGCGGCAGUGUACCACUGCCCAUACUCUCACUAAUGCCGUCAUUUAUGCGCAGCGGAGCACCGCUGCCCGCCACCGGUCUGGGAGGAGGUGCGCCCACAAUGGCGGCAGCCCUUGCGAAUGCCGCCUCUUGCGUUGCCGCAGAUCUGGCAUCAUCUGCGCCGGCUCCCUAUCAGAAUGGCAUUGCCGGCAAUCGAUCCGCCUCACCGGCCGUCCUGGGCAGUUUUCGUGCUGCGGCCGCAAUACCGAAGCGACCAGUUGCCGGCUUAGCGGCGGCGACGACGACGACGACGCCACCGCCAUCAGCGGCGAUGGGCGGUAGUGGAGCGACAACGCCUCCGCAACAACAACAGCAGCAACAGGCGAAUGGACCGGGCGGUCGCAAGGACAAGGACAAGGAUUAUGUCGUAGAGCCGGAGGUAGCACAAAUGCAGCGUCCAAUCAUACGCGAAGAGGAUCUGGAGCGUCUGAAUGCGAUUGCCAAGGACGACAGCUGGACGAAACAGGAUGAAAUUGACUACACCAAGAAACUAACAUUCUCCGAUGACGAGGAGCAUGCCAGCCCCGAGGAUCAGCACCACAACAGCAGCAAUAGCCACAACAAACAGCAGCAUCUGCAGCAGCAGCAGCAGCAGCAGUCAAUCCAAUCCAGCAGUAGCAGCAGCAGCAGCAAUAAUAAUAAUGACCAGCGCAAAUUGUCCACCAGCAGCUCAUGGCAGCGUGGCAAGGAUAGCAGCGAGCGAGACUUGGAUGGCCCCUCCGAUCAGGGUCAAGAGCUGCGACAACAGAACGGCCAUCGCGGCAGUUCCGGCAAUGUGAUCGUUGGCAGCAGCGGUGGCGGCGGCGGCGGCGGUAUUGCUCUCGAUGCCGGCGUCUAUGAACGGGUAAAGCAGCGUAAGGAGGAGGAGGAACGUCGCCAAAUGGAGCGCAAACAGGCGGCGGCAAAAAAGCUGCAGGAGCUUGAAAUGAAAAUGAAUUGCAAGAAGGCGCUUAGCGAGGGCAAUGCCACAAGUGCGGCAUCUGGUGAGCUCCCAGCCGUGCCACUGGGCAAUGUUAGUGAGGAUGAGGGCGGAGGUGUUACCGGUGCCGGACAGCAGCAGCAAUUGCAAUUGCAGCAACAGCAACGUCGACCACGUGGCAGCAUCUCUAGCAUGGGCAGUGCCGGUGGCGGUGGCGGUGGCGGUGGAAGCGGCGCCAGCUCAGCCUCGCUUGCGGCAAGUACAGCUGCCGGGGAUUACGGACAGAAGCCCGUCUUCAUGACGCAUUUCCAAUCGAAUUUACCGCCACGCUUUCAGCGCCAACAACAACAGCAACAACAACAACAACAGCAGCAGCAGCAACUGCCGCGCGGCGGCUUGGAGAAGAGCGCCUCCGCGAGCAGCGCCUUCGAGGGCAGCGGUUCACGUUAUCUGCAAAAGGGCGGCGGCGGCGUCGGCAGCGGCUCCAACGGUGGCAGCGGUAGCGGUGUGCGCAGCAUCUCCGGCGGCUAUGCGCGUGUCGGCAGCAGCGGCAGCUACGGGCGCAAUCGUCAUGAUAGCGCCAGAGAGGAGCAGGAUGCGUCCGGUGCGCGUGACCUGGACCAGUCGAGAUAUGCACGCGGCCAGGAGUAUCGCAGUGGACAGCAACAGCAGCAACAGCAACAGCAGCAACAAUUGAUGCAGUCGCGCAGCAUCUCGGAGAACUCGCAUCGCAAGACGAGCGUUUCCUCCAGCGACGAUGUCGGCAUGGGCAGCAACAACGGCGGCGGCGGCGGCGGCGGCGGUUGUUCCUCCUGGGCAGAGCAAACGGAUGCUGAGCAAAAGCAUCAUCGUCAUCGCGAGGAAAGCUUUUCAUCAACACAUAGCCAUGAUUCGGCUGUGCAGAUCAAGAUACUGCAGCGGCCAGCGCGACAGCCGAGCCUCAGCGAGGAGAAGCCGCUUGCAGCCGGCGGAGUGGGCGCGCUCCAGAAACAGCCCCUGGACACCAUGCAGAGCAUUCAGCCAACACAGAUACUGAGACGCAGCGUGGAGCCCGUUGACAAGUCGGACGAGAAGAUAGCGGAGCGUGAGGCGAGCGACAAGUCCGCCGAAACGGAGCUAACCAAGUCGACGGCAUAUCCCGCCGCUGUCAAGAAUGAUGAUGACAAGGAUGCGUUGCGCAACUCAACGAUAUGUUCGACUGCCACGUCCGCAACACAGCCAGUGGCCGGCAAACGACCAAGUCCACGCGGUGGUCGCGGUCGCGACGACAUCCAUACCCGCGGUGCCGGCAGAAGCUAUCCGGCCAGCGGUGCAGCCGGUGGUCCGGCUGGCGGCUAUCGUGGACAGCGCAGCAGCAGCGACUGGAGCAGUCGCAAUAGCAGCGCUGCAGGAGGCGGCGGCGGCGGCGGCGGGCGUCGCUAUUAUGGCAGCGGCGGUGAGCAGUCCGAGCAAUCGGAAGACGUUGACGAGGAUUGUUACAGUAGCAGUGGCGGCGGGGGCGGGUCGCGACGCAGUCCCAAAGUGCAGUCACGCUCAGAGCAGAGCAGCAAUAGCAGCGGCUCAGGCGGUGUAUCCACAUCUGGCGGCCAGUCAGCAGCAGCAGGAGGUGGUGGAGCAGGAGGGCCCAUUGUCAACAAGGCGGGCUUUUCGCCACGUGGCGAACCAUCGCGACGCGGUCGCGGUGGUCUAUCCAGUUCCAGUGGCAGCUCAGCGCCAGGUUUUCGACGCCAACCAGCAAGCGGAGGACGCGCCUAUGGCCGGCUGGGCUAUGAAGAGUAUGGCAAACAGCGCAGCUCGGAAUCGGAAACAGGCAAUGCACCAACUGCUGCGGACCUAGACAAGACCAAGCAGAAUCAGCUGGCGCUCAGUGCGGGACUGCACAAGGGCAAGGACGAGAAGGAGGAGCUGUCGCCCGACAAGGACAAGAGCAUCAGCAACAGCAGCAGCAGCAGCCAGAGCAACAGCAGCAACAUCACCAACAUUAAUAUAACCAACACUGCCGUGGCCAAGGAGGAGCCACACAAGGAUGCGCCCGCAACUGGAGCAGCAGCAGCAGCCAGGCCGCCCCCAGGACUGAGCACAACUGCCGCUGCCGCCGCCGCUGCUGCUGCAGGCGUGCCGCCUCUAUUAGCUGCCCCAGGCAGCGAUGUGCCCGGCAAAAAGAAGAGCAGCGAAUGCACAACAAUUGUACCGCCAACGGCAGCAGCAACAGCGCCCAUCGGCGACAAGUCCAAGCUCUCCGCCAUUGGCGAGAAGAGUGCUGUGGGCGUCGGCGUUGGAGUUGGAGUUGGCGUCGGUGUGGUGGGAGCUGGCAGCCUUCUGAUCGAUGCCAAUGCGCCAGUUAACACGAUUAUCUUUGAGAACUCGACGUACAAGCAGCAGCAACAGCAUCAGGCAGCAGCCGUUGUGCCGCUCAAGCAGCAGCAGCAGCCAACGCUGGGCGGAGCAACAGCAGCAGCCGUUGAUAGCUUGUCGACAGCGCUCUCCCAGAUGAGCUUUGGCGGCGGCAAUGACGAUGAACAGCAGCAGCAGCAGCAGCAGCAGGACAUGAAACUGGGCUUCAGCUUCAGCGAUGAUGCUGCCACUCUCAAAGUGGUCGAAAGCUUGGAGCACCAGCAGCAGCAGCAGCAGCAACAACAACAACAGCAGCAACAACAGCAGCAAAACAACUCCACGGCGGACCUGAAUAUGAAGAUAGCGAGCGUGAAAAAGGUAUGGGAAUCGGCCACGCCCAUGUCGGAGGCAACGCAACAGUCGAGCCAACAGCAACAGCAGCAGCAGCAGCAACAACAACAGCAGCAGCAGCAGCAGCAACAGCAGCAACACGCGCAACAGCAGCAACAUUCACAACAGCAACAACAGCAGGCAGCGGAUGAUAGCGGCAGCCAUAUCGCCGCCUCGUUUGUCGCCGCAGUCGCUGCCUCACAGCAGCAACAGCGCCAGCAACAGAUGCCACACUAUGCUGUCUCGGCGGUGCACAUGCAAAGCCAUCACCAGCAGCAACAGCAGCAGCAGCAGCAGCAACAACAACCGCAGCAUCAUCAACAACAGCAGGCACAUCAUGGCCACCAUGCAUUGUCCUCGCCAGGACCAGUCUAUGGCAGUCACGGCUCACCCUUCGAUGCCGGCUCCCUGGAGCAACAGUUCCAGCAACAGCAGCAGCAGCAGGAGGAUUACCCAAGUCCACAGCAGCAGCAACACUCGCAGCAGCAUCAACAGCAGGUGAAGGCCAAGCAGCUGCACGCCAGCCUGGGCAUGUCGCCGCCGCCCAGCCACCAACAGCAGCAGCAGCAGCAGCAACAACACUCGCAACAGCAGCAACACUCACAACAGCAGCAACACUCACAACAGCAGCAGCAGCAACAGCUGCCGUUCUAUCAGGCAUCGCCGCAGUUUGGCGUCGGCGGCAUUCCAACGAUUCCCAGCCCGCCGGCGGUUGUGUUCAACUCAUCGCAGCUGGCGCCGCCGCCAUCGCAGGCGGGCAAUCUGUACGCUCCAUUCCAUUCGCUCGAUCAUUCGAACCGCUCGCCCGCCUACUCAGCGGCAGCAGCUGCUGCCGCUGCGCACAGUUUCCCGGGCCAUUAUGCGGCCGCUGCAGCGGCGGCAGCCGCCGGCGGCGCCUUCAAUGCGUACGCCAUGCAGACGCCGCAUGGUCAUGGUGGCAAUAUGCCGCCACCUCCAGCGGCGCACACGCCGGACAUGUACUCCAAUUUGUCGUCGCAGUUCCGGCUAGGCGGCGGUCCCUUUGGCCAGCCGCAGCCCAAUUCGCAACAGCUAAACAAUCCCAAUGCCGCCGCCGUGGCCAUCAUAUCCUCCAACAGCAGCUCAAUGAUGUCCUCGGGCUCGGCAAAGCCGCCGCCGCCCAGUCAACAGCCCAUUGGCGCCAUUGGCUCCAAGUCGGCGGGCAGCGGCGGCGGUCCAGGACCCGGUCCAGGACCCGGACCCGGACCGGGACCGGGACCCUAUGCAGCCGCUCAGCAGUACAUGAAUCUUUAUGCCGGACCGCAUCCGGGCCAGGGCGGACAUCCACCAGGCGCCCAUCAGCUGCAGUCGAACAGCUACUACUCGAAUUCAGCGCCCGCCGGCCCCAGCGGUCCCCAGUACUAUGGCGGACCGCCACCCCAGGGUGCCGGCGGUGGUGGCCAAAACUAUGGCCUGGCCACCGCGGCUGGCAUGUACGGCGGCCAUCAAGGUGGCCCGCCGGGUUCGAAUGGACCGCCGGGUCCGCAGUCUCAGCACACGAUGGGGAACUUCAAUACGCAGUUCAUGAACUCACAGCUGCUGACCGCGGCGGGGAUGAGCCAGUUCCGUGGCGGUCCGACGCCCGGCGGUGGUUACCUGAAGAACAGCCAGGGCCAGGGACACAUGCAGGACUCGAUGGGCAGACAAUUGAAGAGUCCAUUGAGCGCCGACAUGAGCCUGGGCCUGGCCAAGCAGGUGCAGUCGCAGCCUAGUCCGCCGCACCACAAGAACUAUGGCGGCUGGGAUCUGCAGAAUCAGGUGCUGCAGCAGCAGCAGCAGCAGCAACAGCAGCAACAGCAGCAGCAGCAGCAGCAACAGCAGCAAUCUCAGCAGCGACAGGGCGGCAACGGCAACAACAUGAACACGCUGGGCGGUCGCGGCACUGGCGCCGUGGGUAGCGGCUCCGGUGGCUCACAGGUGGUGGGCGGCGGCGGCGGCGGCGGUGGCGGCGUAGUUGGUGGUGGCAACGGUGGAGUUGGUAGCGUCGGACAAAGCGGCGGCGGUGGCCAGGGACGUUAUCCGGCGCCUAUACAGCGGCCCAAUAACUAUCCACAGCAUCCACAGCAGCAACAACAACAACAACAGCAGCAGCAGCAGCAACAGCAACAACAACAGCAGCAGCAGCAGCGCGAUCAGGCGGCGGCGCAGCGCGCCCAGAGCAUGCGACAGGUGACGGGUGGCGGCGGCGCCGGCAGCGCCGGCAAUAGCAACGCGCCCGGCGUACCACCUGGCGCCAACAAUGGCGGCAACGGCGGCCCUGGUGGCCCUGGCGGUGCCGGCGGCGGCACAUCGCCAGCCUCGGCGGCGCAGCUCAACAAGCCCUAUUAUUCAAACAAUGCGGCGGGCGCCGGCGGCGGCGCCAACCGCGGUGAGUGGCAUGCCAAUUGAGCGUACUAUUGAGCCAAUGGCGACACCGCCCUGUAAGCCCCUCGCACACACACACACACACACAUAAACACACACACACACAUACCAAGUAAAAACAAAAGCAGGCGCGAUUCAGAAAUGAAGCAUUGAAAAAAUUAGGCAAUGUGCGUUUGGAGAGAGCGGCAAAGCAACAGAAAUAUUUACUUAUACAUGCAUAAUACACACACAUAUAUAUACAUAUAUAACACUAAAAGCAACAACAACAACAACAAGAAGAAGAGAAAAAGCAAAUUACUAGCGAAAGCAAACAAAAACAAAAGAGAGAGUCAAAACGAGAGAAGCAAACGAAUUAACUAAAGCGCAAAAUGUUAAACAAAAAA